AUGAGCGGUUCUAUGAAACUAUGGCAAUUACGUUCAGAACUCUGGCAGGAUUGGUAUCCCGAAGUUGUGCAGGUGACCUACCUCGUAAAUCCACCACGACUUGACAUCUCACCCGGAGAGUUCUUCACCAUCCCAAUCAUUGUACCAGAUGGGAAAAGUCUAUUAUGGGAUUUCACCACGAGUGGAGAAAUCGAAUUUUUCGUUUAUAAAGAUAAGGAUGAGCGUCAUCUCGUUUACCCGCGCUUACGAUUGGUCACUGCAAAACUUGCCGAAGAAGGUGUUCUGCCCAACUUGCCCGGUGGAGAGUACUCAUUAGUGUUUGGAAAUCGUGGCACAUAUUUUACGACCAAACUUGAGUAUGCUAUCACACUCGUCUAA
Messenger RNA from Cylicocyclus nassatus, 378 nucleotides. The record is from the annotation of a GenBank genome assembly. NCBI's taxonomy places the organism in Eukaryota, Metazoa, Nematoda, Chromadorea, Rhabditida, Strongylidae.